Molecule: messenger RNA, 1748 nt
Organism: Vigna angularis (adzuki bean)
Lineage: Eukaryota; Viridiplantae; Streptophyta; Magnoliopsida; Fabales; Fabaceae
Product: aldehyde oxidase GLOX1
Exons: 3
Coding region: 213-1748 (511 amino acids)
Source: RefSeq, a predicted model, not a curated record
UCCUUGUGGUGGAUGCGAAGGGACAUAAAGGCAAAGAUAAAUUGAAGAAUAUUUUCCAUAAGAUUGCUGCACAUCCAAAGCAUACGAAGCCUUUCCCUCUGUCAGCCAUUGAAGAGUCUGGUGUUGCGGAUGGUGGUGGUGACAGACCUGAUUAUGAAACAAAUUUCUUAGGGAGCUGGGAAUUAAUUUCAAAAGACUCGGGUGUUUCUGCCAUGCACGUUCAAUUGAUGCCUGAUAACACCGUUAAUGUCUAUGAUGCCACUAUUUAUCGUCUCUCUAGACUCCGUUAUCCACCAGAAAUGCCAUGUGUUCAAUUCUAUGAUGAAAACCUUAAACAAAACAAAGAUGAUUGUUAUGCUCAUGCAAUGGAAUACGAUAUUCAGACAAAUCAAGUUAGAGCACUCACGGUGAAGACAGAUCCGUGGUGUUCAUGUGGUGGGCUUGCGCCUGAUGGUAGCCUACUGGUUGCUGGUGGUUUCGGUGACGGAGGAAAAACUUCUAGAUACUACUACGGUUGCAAAACUUGUGACUGGAGGGAAUAUCCUCUGAAAUUUAAAGAAGACAGAUGGUAUGCAACUCAAGUUAUUCUUCCCAAUGGAGAGUUCAUAGUGAUAGGAGGUCGUAGAUCUUUUAGCUAUGAGUUCUUUCCAAAGGAGGGGCAAGAAACUGAAAAAUCAAUCUUUUUUCCAUUCCUCUAUGAGACCUCAGACAUUGAUGAGAACAACCUUUACCCUUUUGUCCAUCUCUCUAGUGAUGGCAAUCUCUUUGUCUUCGCCAAUAACCGUUCCCUCCUCCUCAACCCUAACACUAACAAAGUGGUUCGCAUCUUUCCAGUGCUCCCCGGAGGUUCUCGAAACUACCCUGCUUCAGGCGUGUCUGCUAUGCUCCCCAUAAAUCUUGACCCUACUGAAAUUGAUAGUUCCAAAAUCAAGAUUGAGGUCAUGGUAUGUGGUGGCAACACUUAUGAUAGUUUCCACUUGGCUGAAACAGUAAAACAAUUCCUUCCAGCUCUCAAAGACUGCAAUAGAAUGGUGAUCACAGAAAAGCACCCUAAAUGGGACCGUGAAGACAUGCCUUCAGCAAGAACCUUGGGGGAUCUUCUUGUUCUCCCUAACGGACAACUCUUGUUCAUCAAUGGUGCGCAGAAAGGAACAGCUGCAUGGUGGGAUGCUGAUGAUCCUAAUUUCACACCAGUUUUGUAUCGGCCAGAGAAGCCUAAGGGUCAAAGGUUUCAGACAUUGAAUCCAACCACGAUAGCCAGAAUGUAUCACUCAACCUCAGCAGUGCUUCCCAGUGGAAAAAUCUGGGUUGGUGGUAGCAACACUCAUAAUACUUACAAGGAUGUUGAUAAGUUCCCAACUGAGACUAGGGUCGAGGCAUUCUCUCCUCCUUACUUGGACCCAAACCUAGAUGCAAAUAGACCCAAAAUUAUUGAGGAUUCUUCUGUGAAGUGGUUGAGAUAUGGAAACAACUUUGAGACACAGUUCAGGAUGAAAUAUAUGAAUCAGAAGUUGGGCAUGCACGACAUUAAGAUCACCCUGUAUUUUCCUCCUUUUACCACUCAUGGCUACUCCAUGAGUCAGAGGUUAUUGGUUCUUGGAACUAUCAUCAUUCCAAGCUCCGAAGGGAUUUACAGGGCUUUGGCAAAGGCACCGUCGUUCCCUCAGGUGGCUCCUCCAGGAUAUUACUUGUUGUUCGUUGUCAACCGUGGGGUUCCUAGCGAGGCAAUGUGGGUGCAUCUUCAGUAG